Molecule: messenger RNA, 924 nt
Organism: Oreochromis niloticus (Nile tilapia)
Lineage: Eukaryota; Metazoa; Chordata; Actinopteri; Cichliformes; Cichlidae
Gene: pmf1
Product: polyamine modulated factor 1
Exons: 5
Coding region: 147-827 (226 amino acids)
Biological process (GO): chromosome segregation
Cellular component (GO): MIS12/MIND type complex
Source: RefSeq, a predicted model, not a curated record
CUGGAGGAGAAAUGACAGCUGGAGCUAUUGAGCUACGGUGUUACAGUGCGCAUGUGCCAAAUGGGAGCAUCGGCGUCGUUUCUGGGUCCGGCGGCUCGCCGUAGAUUUGGCGGGCGCUGCAAAACGUAAACAGAGGCAGCUGAAAAAUGGAGGAAAGCAAGUCAGCAACACAAGUAGACAGUGCAGGUAAAACUGGUGCGAAAGAUUCAGCUGAAAGUCAAGCUAAUGAAGCGACAGGAGACGCUUCCUCACAGAUGCCGAAUAAACCGACAACGGAGGCGGAGGCUCGGUACAAGAGGAUGAAGCUUUUUGACAAAGUCAUGCAGAAGAGUCUGAACAAGUUUAUCGAAGAUGUCAGUUUUAACAGAUUCGCCAGCAUGUUUCGUCCACUGUACAGUAAGAACCCUCAGAGGAUGGAGAGCAUUCACAAGCAGUUCAUAGAGGAGCUGCGGGGCACCAUACAGGAAGAUAUCAACAGACUGAUUGAAGAAGGCCAGCUAGAGUUAAAACUGAAUGAGCUGGACAAACUAGAGAGAGCCACCAAGGACAGUCCAGACCCUGCAUGGCGACCAAGCGGGGUCCCUGAGCAGGACUUUUGCAGCUUUUUGAUGCCUUACUAUCAAAAGCAGGAGGCCUACAUGCGACGGGAGCUGAAAAAGAUUCAAGCAGAGAAUGCUGCUCUAGCACAGAAGGUUCAGGGUGGAAGAGAGAGUAUCAGUCAGACUGAACACCGAAUUUCUGCUGCUGUUGAUGAGUGGAAGGCAUCAGUGACAGAGUUUGAAAGGCUGGCGUCAUCUCUUUGCCCCGCUGAUGUUUUUGAUGUGUGAUCUUCAAAAUUACACAAUAUGUCCACUAACUUAAUUGUACAUAAUGAGUUUGUUUACUGUGCCUGUUUGUUUGAAAAUAAACACGACGUUUUGGAAA